Trichoderma asperellum CBS 433.97 is the source of this 435-nucleotide messenger RNA. Lineage: Eukaryota; Fungi; Ascomycota; Sordariomycetes; Hypocreales; Hypocreaceae. The record is from RefSeq and is a predicted model, not a curated record.
AUGGAAAUUGUGACGCCUGUAGACUCGUACAGAGGACGCCAGGUUGAUCCUCUGUGGUCGCCUUCAGUUACCGUAAUCGAAGUGUUAUUAUCUGUCAAAAUCUCACAAAAAACUUACCACGGUAUCAGAGCUAAGUAUGUGGAUGAGCUCUUGUGGGAUCUUCCUGGCGGGGAGAGCUUGUUGUGGGUUUUCGAUGACGGAUAUGUCCUUAGGCUGUGCCAGGAGAUGUACCAACAAGGUCCCCGGAUUAUGAACGACAGCUUACAAUUUGACAUUGAAGCCAUCAUUGGUUCGUAUCAAAAUGAUACAGGAAAUGUAUUUCUCGGAAUCAAGUGGAGGGGUUGUGAUCAUCCAACGUGGGAGCUGGAAGACGAUUUAGUCCGCUGUGGUGUCUUUUCAAGUAACUUCGAGCUAAAAUUCUGGAGAGGAAUGUAA